UCAAACGAUAACUGUCAAAAUUUGACAGCAGUCUGACAAUAUUGUGAAAAAUGUUGCGCUUCUCAGCAUCUCGUCUCUCGUGCAUUUUCAAGAGAGCUAUUAAUCCUGCUAUAUGUAAUUCCCUUAGAAAUAUGUCUUCUAAACAAGAGGAAAUGUAUGCUGAUGACUUCGAUACCAGAUACGAAAAAUAUUUCAAUAACAAAGAUAUUGACGGUUGGCAAAUUAGACAAGGUAUCAACGAUUUGGUUGGUCAUGAUAUGGUUCCAGAACCAAAGGUUAUAAUUGCUGCUUUACAUGCCUGUCGUAGGGUUAACGAUUUUGCAUUGACUGUAAGGAUACUGCAAACUAUGAAGGAUAAGUGUGGAGGACGAGUCAAUGAAAUCUAUCCAUAUCUUCUUCAAGAAAUCAGACCUACUUUGGAUGAACUUGGAAUUAAUACCCCUGAAGAAUUAGGUUAUGAUAAGCCUAAAUUAUUCUUAGAAUCUGUAGAUGAUAAGCAUUGAAUGAAAGUGUUGCAUGAUUUGUAAUAGAAAAUUAUUGAUAGAAAAAAUGGUUGAACAUU
This is a messenger RNA of Harmonia axyridis, 562 nucleotides long. Its product is annotated as cytochrome c oxidase subunit 5A, mitochondrial-like. The transcript has a single exon. Gene Ontology annotation, biological process: mitochondrial electron transport, cytochrome c to oxygen. Lineage: Eukaryota; Metazoa; Arthropoda; Insecta; Coleoptera; Coccinellidae. Gene Ontology annotation, cellular component: mitochondrial inner membrane. The record is from RefSeq and is a predicted model, not a curated record. Bases 51 to 503 code for a protein of 150 amino acids.